Molecule: messenger RNA, 2334 nt
Organism: Paramormyrops kingsleyae
Lineage: Eukaryota; Metazoa; Chordata; Actinopteri; Osteoglossiformes; Mormyridae
Gene: kcnk1a
Product: potassium channel, subfamily K, member 1a
Biological process (GO): potassium ion transmembrane transport; stabilization of membrane potential
Cellular component (GO): plasma membrane
Molecular function (GO): outward rectifier potassium channel activity; potassium ion leak channel activity
Source: RefSeq, a predicted model, not a curated record
UGAAUUAUAGCUAUUGUUUGAAUUUAUAAAUAGCUUUUUAAAUCCACAAAUAUAUGAGGUGCUGCUUUCAAUGGCAGGUCUCUAGCAUGGUGCACUGCUUCUUUCGAAAAGCCUGUGCAAUUGGCUGCUGGCCGUAUUCCUCAGUUAUCUGCUGGGAGGAGAAGGGAAAGGAGAAAGAUAGGAGGAGAAGGGAAAUUAGUGGAGGAGAAGGGAAAGGAGUAAGAUAGGAAGAGAAGAGAAAGGACUGGAGGAGAAAGAGGUGGAGAGGCAACGUCACAAUUCCAUCAAGUUUUUUCUGAGAGGCAUUUUAAAGGCAACAUAAUGGUCAGACUAAUAGGUAAUCUAUAUAAAGAUAUAAAGGCGCAUCUUUCAGGGCUCCUACUUAAAAGUGUACCUUUAACAGCGCAUCAUUAAGGACGCGUCUCUAAAAGCGCACAUUUAAUAAAAGCGCGCAUUAGCCCCCGGCGAUGACGGAGUGUGAGCCAAAGAGCCGCCCGGUGCUCCUCUUCUGCUGCCUCGCCCUCGGCUAUGCCGUCUACCUGGCGCUCGGAGCAGCCGUCUUCUCCGCGCUGGAGCUGCCGUACGAAGCGCUCCUGCGGCAGGAACUCCGGGCCAUCAAGCUCCGCUUUCUCCGGGACAACGACUGUGUGGCGGACGAUCGCCUGGACGCACUCCUGUCUAAAGUCCUGGAGGCCGGCAACUACGGCGUGUCGGCGCUGAACAACGCGUCGGCUGGUUGGAACUGGGACGUGGCGUCGGCGCUGUUCUUCGCCAGCACAGUGCUGUCCACCACGGGCUAUGGACACACAGUUCCUCUGUCUGAUGGAGGCAAGGCAUUUUGCAUCUUGUAUUCUGUGAUUGGGAUCCCCUUCACCCUCCUCUUCCUCACUGCGGUGGUACAGAGGAUCAUGGUUUUCACCACAAGACGUCCAGUGGAGUAUGCCCAGCAGCAUUGGGCACUGACCCACUCCAGGGUGGCUUCUGCCCACGCAGUAGUGCUGGCAGUCCUCUCUGUCACUCUCUUUUUCAUUGUCCCUGCCAUCAUAUUCUCUGUCCUUGAGGAGGAAUGGAACUUCCUGGAGUCCUUCUACUUCUGCUUUAUCUCCCUCAGUACCAUUGGACUGGGCGACUAUGUCCCUGGAGAGGGACACAAUCAGAGGUACCGGCAACUCUACAAAGUUGCCAUCACAGUUUACCUGCUUCUAGGCCUCAUUGCCAUGCUGGUGGUCCUGGAGACCUUCUGUGAGCUGCAGCAGCUGAAGCAGCUGAGGAGGCUUUUCUACCUGAGGAAGGAGAAGCCGGAGGAGCAGCUGGCCAUCCUGGACCAGGACCAGCUUUCCAUCUGCUCAGGGUCUGACCAUACAGCCUCCUUCAGGCAGGGCAGGGCGGAGGCCCUCGCAGAUACUCCCAGUCCUCUGGGGGAGCAGCCCCUGACCCCAUGACAGCUGCCGUGAUGUAAUGACCUACCGGUGACUAUUCAUUAAGCACAGUGCACACUGCUGAUCGAUAGCUAGUCAGCUAAGUCAUGUCUUAUUACCGGCUUAUUAAUUUACCUUGGCUAACGAAGCAGCCAUAUUGUGAUGCUACUGUAUCUCAGGGGCAAAGUCAGCUGAAGAGCAGGGUUUGGAUGUGUGAGUGUCGCUGAAUUUCUGUAUGUUCAGUAAGCUAAUACUCUCCAAAGGCUAGGCCGGCUUGUUUUUUUAAACAUACUCGUAUAAAGGUAUUGUACCUCUAUUCAGAUAACGUCAUUAUCUUUAGUGAUGUUAUAGACUUAAUGUUGCAUUGUUUGUAGGGAAAAAAGCUGCAUUUGACUCACUUGCCAAAUUCUCCAUAUUAUUAUCUCCACUUGUUAUGACUCCAAUGUAAAGGCUUUAUUUCUUGAUUCAUUUUUAAAGUUCUCUUUAAUUCUCUUGCCCAUGGUUUUUCACGCAAAGGAGUGUAGGACCAUAGUCAUUCCACGGUUCCUGACUAAUCCUAUAGUGACUAUAAACUUAGAGUGAUGGUUAUCAGGAGGUGUGUCUCUGGAAACCAUGGAAACGAGGUGGGAGAAUAAAUAAUCACAAAGCAGCACCAUGCUGCUGUCACGGUGACGGCAGCUAAUGUUCUCACACAGAGUAUGAGCUGAGAUGCUGCCAUCUCGGGGUCGCUGCCGAAAUCUCGGGGUGGCUGCCGCCGUCUCGGGGUCACUGCCGCCAUCUCGGGGUCGCUGCCGAAAUCUCGGGGUGGCUGCCGAAAUCUUGGGGUCGCUGCCGCCAUCUCGGGGUCGCUACCGAAAUCUCGGGGUCGCUGCCGCCAUCUUGGGGUCGCUACCGAAAUCUCGGGGUCGCUGCUGCC